AUGCAAGAUUUGUCGAAUCAACGCCAAUCAAUUCAAUCGUUUUUUGACAGACAAAGCGAGAAAGUAAAAAGUGAUCGUCGAAUGCGCUUAAAUGCCUCAAUUGAUGUAAUGAGGUUUCUCUUAAGAGAUGGAUUUCCAUUUCGUGGUCAUGAUGAGAGUAAAGAUUUCGAAUACAAAGGUAUUUUUCUUGAACUUUUGGAAUUUCAUGGAGAUAAGUAUCCGGAUGUGGGAAAAGUGAUAUUACGUCAUGCUCCAAAAAAUGAUAUAAUGAUUUGUCCAACCAUUCAAAAGGAGAUUGUGGAUGCUUGUGCUAAAGAAACCUCUAAAGAUAUUAUCAAAGAUUUAGAUGGUGAUUAUUUUGGAAUAUUGGUUGAUGAAUCAAAGGGUAUCUCACAUAAGGAGCAAAUGGCCCUAGUUCUACGAUAUGUUAACAAAAAUGGGGAGGUGAUAGAGAGAUUUUUGGGCAUUGUCCAUGUAAAAGAUAUAUAUGCACAAUCAUUGAAGGAUGAAAUUUAUUCUUUACUUUUGGAUAAUUCAUUAAGUUCAUCCAAGAUACGUGGACAUGGUUAUGAUGAAGCAAGUAAUAUGCAGGGAAAAAUAAAUGACGUAAAUACUUUAAUUUUGCAAGAUGCUCCUUCUGCAUAUUAUAUUCACUAA
Nicotiana tabacum (common tobacco) is the source of this 657-nucleotide messenger RNA. RefSeq lists its product as uncharacterized. NCBI's taxonomy places the organism in Eukaryota, Viridiplantae, Streptophyta, Magnoliopsida, Solanales, Solanaceae. The record is from RefSeq and is a predicted model, not a curated record.